Mugil cephalus (flathead mullet) is the source of this 2843-nucleotide messenger RNA. RefSeq names its product inositol hexakisphosphate kinase 2b (gene ip6k2b). The record is from RefSeq and is a predicted model, not a curated record. Gene Ontology annotation, molecular function: inositol hexakisphosphate kinase activity. Bases 384 to 1766 code for a protein of 460 amino acids. Gene Ontology annotation, cellular component: nucleus; cytoplasm. NCBI's taxonomy places the organism in Eukaryota, Metazoa, Chordata, Actinopteri, Mugiliformes, Mugilidae. Gene Ontology annotation, biological process: phosphatidylinositol phosphate biosynthetic process; inositol phosphate biosynthetic process. The transcript has 5 exons.
CAGUCGUCAGUUUCGGUAACAGCCAGAGAACUAAGACGACUGCGUACAGUGUUUUCUAAACGGUUCAUCAGCUUUUAUAGCUGCAUAUGUUGCCUUUUAUUAAACAUACAAACGAGGAGAUUCUACACCUCAACGGAGGAGCUUUAUAAUUGUUCCCCGGAUAGGAAAGGAGACGGAUUACGGGGUUUUUUUGUAGCUGUCUCUGUUUCCUGUUCAGCCCUUUGUUUUUUUUUUUCACUGCCUCGGUCAAGCAGGCGAGCAACAGCGCCCCCUGCGAGCCAACAGGAAACAGCUAGAGGAUAGGGAGCCAGACGAGCGGACGAGCUUCUUGCCUCCCGUACGACGUGGGUCCCCCCAGCUCAGCUGUCCGAUGCGGAGUGAGGAUGAGUCCCGCUCUGGAAGCCCUCAUGCAGGCAGACGUGACUCCUUAUUCCGGAAAAGGCGUGAUGCUUGAGCCCUUCGUGCACCAGGUGGGAGGCCACUCCUGCGUGCUACGGUUUGGGGAACAGACUAUUUGCAAGCCCCUCAUCCCCAGAGAGCACCAGUUCUACAAGAGCCUCCCUGCAGAGAUGAGGAAGUUCACCCCUCAGUAUAAAGGUGUUGUGUCGGUCAGUUUUGAAGAGGACGAAGAAGGGAACUUGUGUCUCAUCGCCUACCCCCUUCACAGCGAAUCAGGGGACCUGGAAAACAAAGACCCCUCGUCAGACUGCGAGCCCAAGAGCAAGAUGGUGAAGUGGAGCAACAAGAAGCAGUCCUCUUUGCUUCAGGAGAACGACAACUACAGCAAAGAAAGAGGUCGACACAGCCGGAAAGAAGACAAGAUCAUGAGUUAUAAUCGUGAUGAGGUGCAGCAGCAGCAGGCGGAGGUUCUGUACUUCAGCCUGGAGAAAGGAAAUGUGGUGCCACAGAUCAAACACAACCCCUGGAGCCUGAAAUGUCACCAACAGCACUUGCAGAGGAUGAAGGAGAAUGCAAAGCACCGUAACCAAUACAAAUUUAUCCUUUUAGAAAACUUGACGUGGCGCUAUACAGUACCAUGUGUCUUAGACUUGAAGAUGGGAACUCGCCAACAUGGAGAUGAUGCAUCAGAGGAGAAGAAAGCCAAUCAGAUUCGCAAGUGUCAGCAGAGCACGUCUGCAUCUAUUGGAGUGCGACUUUGUGGCAUGCAGGUGUACCAGUCAGACUCUGGCCAGCUGAUGUUCAUGAACAAGUACCACGGGCGCAAGCUGACCCUAGCGGGCUUCAAGGAGGCCAUCUACCAGUUCUUCCACAAUGGCCGUCGCCUGCGUCAUGAGCUGCUGUCUCCGGUGCUGCGCAGACUCCGGGAAAUGCAAGCGGCCCUGGAGGCCUGCGAGUCGUACCGCUUCUACUCCAGCUCCCUGCUCAUCAUCUACGAUGGCGAUCCGCCCAGGACUCCCACUAGACCUAGACAUCGAGGUGGGGAGGAGGGUGACGAGGACGAACCAUCUGAUGAAGACGAGGAGGAGGAGGGAGGGGCCUACGGUUUCCCUCGCUCCUCCUCGGCCGGUGGAAGCGCCGGUGUGGCCGGAGGAAGCAGCAACAGUGGCAGCAGUCGCUCGUCCCACGGCACAGGAGAGGCCAGCAGCCCGGCGGUAGAUGUGCGCAUGAUUGACUUUGCUCACACCACCUGUAGGCACUAUGGAGAAGACAGUGUAGUACAUGAAGGACAGGACAGUGGAUUCAUCUUUGGCCUCCAGAACCUGAUCACAAUAAUCUCCCAGCUGGAGGAUCACAGCUCUGACUGAGGCUGCAUAGGAGCCAACCUGGUCUACAUUUUAAGCAUGGGAAGAGCUCACUAAGCUGAAACCCUGCUACCCCAAGGUGCAUCACCCUUAUGCCAAUGUGAGGGUCUGCCUGGUGGAAACCUCAGACACCUCUGGGUCAGGGGAGAGUCCGCGUUGUCCUGCGCUCUCACUUACCUGCCAGAGGAACAGGGCGGCCUGUGCCCUUCCUUGCACUUUUCUGAGAUCGCUACUUUUCUUUGUAAAACACGGUAGGAGAGAUGAGACAGAGGUCUCUCCAAAAACACAUGGACUCCUGUAGCAUCCCAGAACUCUCCUUCCCCUCUCCUCCUCUGGUACAGAUGAGUUCGGUUCUUGUCAAGUUCUCUCUGAGAGAGACCCAGCGAGGCAGAGAAUAUCGAAGCAGUAGUUAGCUAGGAGCCUGUUGUGGUGCUUUACCUGUGAUAUGUCCGUUUUUUUGUUGUUGUUUUUUUUUUUAAAAAAGUUUGAAUUGUCGUUCCCCAACAGCACAGCACAAUAUCAGUGGGGAGCUGACUGAACAAGCUGACCUUGGCUGGCUAGGUCAGCAGCCUUGUAGCAACUGACAAGUUUAACAUACGAUAAGGACAUUUGUGUUUAUAUUGGUGUCUCUUAAGGCCCUUGUAACAAAUAUGGGUUGUGUGUCAAUCAGACACUUGGAUUCAUACUUUUCAGUGGAAGAUUAUUUAGUUCUAGAAAAAGGGAUUUGCCUUUUUUCCAACAGUUCUCUCCUGUACUUUUUGCCUCUAAGCGAAAGACUGCAGAGGGGGUUGAAUCUUUUUUUUUUUCGUCACUAUCUUUGUUUUUUCUCCUCUUCAUUCCUACAAUUUUGACUUAACAAAGAGAGUAUAUUGAUAAAAACACUAGCAGCAAAGACUAUAUAGAGACUAUUUAUUUGAAAGGAAUGUGUAAAAAAAUGGAGACAAGUACAUUCCAUGUUACCACUAUAAAUAUUAUGUCCUCCUGAUACAGACUUUGAUUUAUUUUGUUAUCGCAAGACUUUUCUUGUAUACCUGUGUGAUAACAGUGUCUUGAAUAAUAAAGGCAUUAAUUGUGGUAAAA